Molecule: messenger RNA, 794 nt
Organism: Pseudomyrmex gracilis
Lineage: Eukaryota; Metazoa; Arthropoda; Insecta; Hymenoptera; Formicidae
Gene: mgr
Product: prefoldin subunit 3
Exons: 3
Coding region: 14-586 (190 amino acids)
Biological process (GO): tubulin complex assembly; microtubule-based process; protein folding
Cellular component (GO): prefoldin complex; cytoplasm
Molecular function (GO): tubulin binding
Source: RefSeq, a predicted model, not a curated record
CAGGUGAUACAAGAUGGAAGACGGUGACAAUAAAGUGGAUAUCCAGCUAAGUAAAGAUAGAAAAUCGUAUGCCGGCAUACCGGAGGCCGAUUUCGUCGACGAUGUUGAAGUUUUCAUGGCAAAACCAGAAAAUGAGUCUGUGCAGAAAGUACUCAGAAAGUUUGACGAGAGUCACGGGAAAUACAAAUUUAUGGAGUAUAAUUUGGUCAAUAAGAAAAGACGAUUGAGAACCCAAAUACCUGACUUAGAAAGGUCAUUAGAAAUGAUUGAGAAAUUACAAAUGGAAAAGAACAAUAGCCACAACUUGGAAACUCAGUUUUUACUGUCCGAGCAAGUUUAUGCAAAAGCUAUAAUACCACCCACAGAUAAAGUAUGUUUAUGGCUGGGUGCCAAUGUGAUGCUAGAAUAUACUUUAGAUGAUGCGCAAGAAGUAUUGACCAAAAAUAUUGAAGCAGCCAAGAAGAAUUUAGGAUAUGUAGAGCACGAUCUGGACUUUGUUCGAGAUCAAUUUACCACUAUGGAAGUAAACAUGGCACGCAUUUAUAAUUGGGAUGUGAAACGCAAACAAGCAGCAAAAUCAACAUGAAACUCUUAAUUGUGAUUAUAUGAGAUUUGCCUAAAAUCUAAGAUGAAUAUCCAUUAUGAAUCAAGUUGAAGAACAUAUAGCACCAACAAAAUUUCGGAUAAAGAUUUCAGAAAUGCAUCUAAUUAUAAAUUCUGAAUACAUCAAUAUUUCUGUAUAUUAUUACAAAUAUAUCUGGAUUUCUAACUAAAGUUUUUGUAAUUUUAUUUUA